Molecule: messenger RNA, 2909 nt
Organism: Tripterygium wilfordii
Lineage: Eukaryota; Viridiplantae; Streptophyta; Magnoliopsida; Celastrales; Celastraceae
Product: pentatricopeptide repeat-containing protein At5g13270, chloroplastic
Exons: 2
Coding region: 81-2294 (737 amino acids)
Biological process (GO): RNA modification
Molecular function (GO): protein binding; RNA binding; zinc ion binding
Source: RefSeq, a predicted model, not a curated record
AUGCCCGGUGCUGUUCUUUAGCUCCCGCGUCUUCAAAUCCUUCCCAGGUUAGGGCACUAGGCAAUAGCCCAUCUUUAAAAAUGGCCAAUUUUGCUCAAAUCCCUUCAUGGUUCUCUCUCAGAUGCUCUCCUCCUUCACUGAAGACCCAACAAAACCCAAAACAAGGUCACGUUGAGAAUUUACACUUAGUUUCUCUAGCCAAACAAGGGAAAAUCCAUGAAGCUCGCGAAUUUCUCAAAGAAAUGGACACUGCAGGUCUUCCUCUUAACCCACAUACUUAUAAAUGCCUCUUUGAAACGUGUGGUGAAUUGAAUUCUUUGUGGGAUGGAAGGUUCUUCCACGAUCGGUUGCGAAGAACGGUCGAGAAACCAUCUGGGAAUCUCGAGAAUUCCGUUCUCAAAAUGUAUUGUCGUUGUGGGAGCCUAGUAGAUGCAAGGAGAGUGUUCGAUGAAAUGCUUGACAAGAACUUGGUUUCUUGGAUUAUAAUUAUAUCUGCUUAUGCACAAGAAGGACUCCUUGAUAGAGCUUUGGGACUCUUAUCACAUAUGCGUCCGUCAGGGAUUACACCGAAUUCCUCUAUUUAUAUUACUCUAUUAAGCUCGUUAAGGAGUCCUUCUCUUUUGGAGAUUGGCAAGCAGAUACAUUCCUAUUCCAUAAGAAAUGGUAUAGGCAACGACGUUUCAGUUCAUGCAGCAAUAGUCAAUAUGUAUGUGAAAUGUGGAUGGUUGGAGGGUGCUGGAGUUAUUUUUGAUAAGAUGGUCGAGAAGAAUGCUGUAGGUUGGACAGGAUUGAUGUUUGGGUAUGUUGAAGCUGGUAGACUAGAAGAUGCUCUGAUUUUGUUCGCAAAGACAAUGAGCGAAGGAGUCGAGUUGGAUGAGUAUGUAUUCUCCAUUGCUCUCAAGGCAUGUGCCAACAUGGAGGACUUGAACCUUGGGAGGCAGAUUCAUGGAUACAUUAUUAAAGUUGGGUUGGAAUCUGAAGUUUCGGUGGGGACUCCUCUUGUAGACCUUUAUGUCAAAUGUGCAAGUUUUGAGUCUGCUUGUAGAGCAUUUGAGAGCAUUUGUGAACCUAAUGAUGUUUCGUGGAGUGCUUUAAUAACUGGCUAUUGCCAAGCAGGUAAAUUUGGGGAGGCUAUUAAAGCCUUUGGAUCUCUAAGGAGCAAAUGUUUCCAUUUAAAUCCAUUUAUCUAUACUAGUAUUUUUCAAGCAUGCUCAGCCACUGCAGAUUUUAAUAUGGGUGCCCAAGCACAUGCUGAUGCAAUAAAAAGGGGUCUAGUUUCAUAUCUACAUGGAGAAAGUGCAAUGAUUACAAUGUACUCAAAAUGUGGCAUGUUGGACUAUGCCUAUCAAGCUUUCGAAUCCAUAGAUAAACCUGAUACUGUGGCUUGGACUGCUAUAAUAUCUGGUCAUGCUUAUCAUGGAAAUGCUUCUGAAGCCCUAAGGCUUUUUAAGAGGAUGCAGGAUCAGAGAGUAAGACCAAACGCUGUUACAUUUGUGGCACUUUUGACUGCCUGUAGCCAUUCUGGUUUAGUAAAAGAGGGUAAGCGGUUCUUGGAAUCAAUGGGCAAUGAUUAUGGAAUAGUUCCAACAAUUGAUCAUUAUGAUUGUAUGAUUGAUAUAUACUCCCGAGCUGGGUUACUCCAAAAAGCACUUGAAUUGGUGGAAAGCAUGCCAUGUGAACCUGAUGCAAUGAGUUGGAAAUCCUUAUUGGGUGGAUGUUGGAUCCAUAGGAACUAUGUACUGGGAACAAUAGCCGCCGAAAAACUCCUUCAGCUUGACCCAUACGAUAUUGCAGCUUAUAUUCUCAUGUUUAAUUUGUAUGCUUCAACUGGUAAAUGGGAAGAGGCAGCUUUUGUUAGGAAGAUGAUGUCCCAGAGGAAUUUGAAGAAGGAGCUUGGCUGCAGCUGGAUUACUGUUAAGGGUAAAGUGCACCGGUUCAUUGUUGGAGAUAAACACCAUCCCCAGACAAAAGAGAUCUAUUCAAAGUUGAAACAGUUCAGUCCCAUUACGAACAAUGAAAUUGGACUUCACACUAAAGAAGAUGAAUCUGGUAAUCUGCCUGAGCGUAAGGAACAACUUCUUGAUCAUAGUGAAAGGCUUGCCAUAGCAUUUGGGCUUAUAUCUAUGCCAUGCAAUGGCCCUAUCGUGAUAUUCAAGAACUUGAGAGCAUGUAAAGAUUGCCAUGAUUUUGCAAAGCAGGUAUCUGAGACAACUGGACGGAAAAUUGUUGUCAGAGAUUCUUGCAGAUUCCACCACUUUGAGUCAGGGAAAUGUUCUUGCAAUGACUACUGGUAAUCCUUGAGACCAAAUCGAUUAAACUUGGAAUGUUCAAUCACUUUUAAGGACGACAGAGUCACUGGUCCUUUAUGGUGGUGAAGGUUGGAAUUCUGCAUCUCUUCAGGAGUUCAUAGUCAUGUCUAAGUCAUCCUCAACACAUAUCUUCUGCUAUGGAAUGCAAUGUAGACAUUUAUUCUGUUAUUGGAGAGGUUAGACAUUUAUUCAGAAAGUAUGAUGUCAAUCCAAGAGUGUAUACAACAGUUGAUAAGAUAAUGAUUCAUAUGAUUGGAGAAACUUUGGAAAUGUGAGUAGUAUCAGUCAUUGGUGUGCUCGCCAACCCUGGACAUAGAUGUCUCGUGUGACUGGUUAACAAGAUUUGGAGACUCUUCAGAUUAUGGUCUCUAAGUGGAUGAGCGACUGGUCCAUUUCUGCUAGUCAUAGUCGAGGUGAUGCAUCCUAAUUUGUUUAGUGGUGCCUAUCCCAUAAUUUGGAUAUGAAAAAGUACAAAACCUUGAAUGGGAAAAGGUGAAGCUUCGUGAGCAGACCCGUUUUAGAUUAUCAAAAAUGUGCUCUUAUGUAUGCUUCUUCUGAGUUUUUAUUAAAUCCUAUAUAAAUUAUACAGAGAUUAUCUUU